GAGGCACCUAAUUUGACUUCUGCGUCACUAUAAGUGGUGGGUGUGGUCGGUGCGAUCAAGUUCGUGUACUCUGAUCCUCAAAAACCUUAAUUAGAUUCCUGCUUACAAUGGCCUUCGGAUUUCUCAGAGGCAUACCACAUUCUGUAACUAUUUCGCUUAACCUUCUCCUUUGUCUGCUAACAGGUUUCCUUCAUUUCCCAAUUUCGACUAUCUUUUUAGACUUAUCAGUUCAAGUCACAUGUGAAGUAUUUGAGCUGGAUAACAGGUUCAUUGACUUUAUUGAUAAAGGCCCUUGGCUUGUUCAGUUCUAUGCCCCAUGGUGUGGUUUCUGUCGCCGUCUCACUAGUACAUACGAAGAAAUGAGUAGAUUACUUAUUCAUAUGGAACCUUCCAUCAAAGUUGCAAGACUUGAUGCUACAGUCUAUACAGGAAUAGCUAAAAUGUUUGACAUAAGGGGAUUUCCUACCAUCAAAUAUAUUAACAGUACAGUGACUUACACGUUCAUGGGCGAUCGAACUGUGAAAGGUCUGAUAACUUUUGCUCAAAGAGCUAAUGGACCGGCAGUAAAACAUUUUGAAGAAAAGCACAAGUUUGAAGAACGUAUAAAACAACUAGAUUCAGAUGAACCAUUUUUCUUCCUGCUUACUUCAACAAAUUCUGUUUUAAAAGUGACGUUUCUGGAAGUGGCUGAAAAACUCCGCAUAUUCUCAUGGUUUUUCAGUGGCUCACUAUCAGUUCUACCUCAACCGUACAUUGAACUACUUAAAUCAUUCAGAAAUGUUUUUACGGAGAUUUUAGUUUUCAAAGAUUCCAAUGUGUAUUCUUAUCCAGGUUUACUAUCAAGUGAAAAUCAACAAAUCACUACUAAUAAAUCAGAAUUAUAUCAAGAUUUAUUAUUGUGGGUACUACGUGAACGACAAUCAGAUUUUCCAAAAUUAUCCACUUCUGAUUUAUGGGAAUUUGCUUCAAGUGGAUUAGGGAAUAUAAAUUUUAACCUGGAUAAUAUGCAUAAUAACAGUAAUUCAAUUUUAUCGCCCUAUCCAGUGUCUUCUAAUGUAAAUUCAAUAAGGGUGUAUAGAAAUUAUCGUUUAAUUGGAUUAUUCACCGUAGAUCAACUACUAGUAGAGGAUAGUUUCCCGUCUAGGGUGUUGAAAUUUGGACAAACAUUGGCAUUGAGACGUUUGCCGCAUAUAAUAAGGUAUUUUCAACUUGCAUGGACUGAUGACAUUGAAGCUUUAGAAGAUUUAGCUAUGGGAGUAAUAUCUACGCCUAAUUUUAUUGUUGUAGAUCCUCUUACUCGAGAAUUAUUUAUGUAUCUAUCAAAUCAUUAUUCAUCUCAUUCCUUAUUACUUGAUGAAAGUAAUCUUAUCAACUUUCUUAUGCUUGUUAAUGAUGGCAAAGUUAAGGCUGUCGGAGGUAAUACAAUCUCAGUAAGAUUACAGCGCUUGGGAUACAAUUUCGUAACAGGUGUCAUUAAAUUCCUUAUAACACGACCAUUCAUGGCCAUGUUAGUUUUUGGCGUCCCAAUAAUUAUGCUCAGUGGGAUCAUUUACUUAUGUUGCUGCUUAGAUACCGAUUAUGCUAACUACGGUGAUGAUUAUAAUGACAAUGAGGAGGCUUGUGAUAAACAGUUAUCCGGUCGAAAAGUCAAUAAAAACAUUAACGAUUCUACUGAUUCAAUUAUUGAUACAGAUUCAAGUUAUGUAACCACGAACGAUCAUCAGGCAGGAAUAAAUGUUCGUUCGCGUAAUAUUAAAACAUUUUCGUCCUCUUCUAACCAUCGUUAUCGAGCACUGCAUCCUGGUCGGAAAAUUCUAAAUAUGGGUCCUGUCUAUUCAGAAGAAGAAUUAAGAAAAAGAAUUAAAGAUUGUCGUGCGAAAAAAGAGAAAUAAAAGAUUGAUGAUAGGCAGGUGUCACUGUCAACAUUCAAUCAUGGUGACUUAAUCACGUGCACACACAUAAAUACACUGGCGCACUUAAAAGAGAUUGACACACAUUAUUAACACAUUAUAUUCUGUAUGCAUUAUAACAAUGUCUCUUGUUUCUCAUUUUAAAAAUACACUAAUGUCAAAUAAUAUUGAAUAAAUUGUACUCAAUAAUAUAUCAUGACACAUUUAACUGCUUCUUUGUUUUAUCAUUUCUGUAGGUGAUAAUCUGUGUGCUUUUCUAUUAUUGUGUAUUGCUCUUUUAUUCGUACUUUCUAUUUGUUAUCAGUGUUGAUUUUUCUUUUCUUGUCUAUAGAUUACUAAUUUGUUCAGAUGUUUGGGUGGCGUUUUUAAAAUUCGUUUGCAUUCUCAGUGGACUAUUAGGCGUCAAACUGAAAUAAGUGGAAUCAACUCAUCUGCAGGACCUAGUUACGUCAUUUCUCCUCCUCCAGUAAUGGUGUUUCGUUUAUUGACGUAAGCAUUCGAUAUUCAAACCGGCCGGUCUUAGGUCCAAUCACAGCUUCAUGUAUUCCAGACUGGCUAACGCUAUAAGGUGGAACUUUGUUCAAGGAGCCUAUGCGCGUUAAAUACGCUUGCUGAAAGCCAUACCUGUGGUAGGUGCUAGAAAU
Messenger RNA from Trichobilharzia regenti, 2554 nucleotides. Lineage: Eukaryota; Metazoa; Platyhelminthes; Trematoda; Strigeidida; Schistosomatidae. The record is from the annotation of a GenBank genome assembly.